This is a messenger RNA of Danio rerio (zebrafish), 18823 nucleotides long. The record is from RefSeq and is a predicted model, not a curated record. Lineage: Eukaryota; Metazoa; Chordata; Actinopteri; Cypriniformes; Danionidae.
AGAGAGAGAAGGGGAAACACACCUCUCACCUGAACAAACCGCGAGUGCGCACAGACAAUAAGUGAACACUGGUUAUUAUUCACUAACUGCGGGCGAAGACCUGAGGAGACAUAAAAAUAUUCUUCAUCUGCUCUUUAUUUACUGUACAUACGUGAUUUCUGUUAUUGUUGUUACAUUUUCGCCAGGUGUUGUUUAUCACAUGGGAAAAGCUAUUUGCUAGGUAGCUUAUUACCUGGCAAAAAUGUCUUCAUUAUAUGAAACGCAUCGGACCCUAUAUUAAUACAUCAAUUCCAAGCCUAACCAACAAGCUCUCCUCUGAUGGCCUCCUUCUUCAAACAAUUAAGACUUCUUCUCUGGAAAAAUGGCCUGGGUGUCAUCCGGCAGCCAGCCUGGUCGCUGGCUCUUCUUAUCUGGCCACUGGUGAUCUUCAUCAUCCUGGCAGUCACUCGUUCACAGUUUCCUCCCAAUCUCAAAGACACAUGUUAUGUGGCACCCAGAAACCUUCCCAGCACCGGGUUCUUCCCUUUUCUGCAGACUUUGAUGUGUAGCACGGACAGUUCAUGUGCUACCUCAUCCUACCUUACAGAAGGACAGUCCAGAUCAUACUUGUACAGAAACCAUCGUCACCGCAGGGAUGUUGAAUCACACAGUCUGCCAACACUGUUACAUGGUUUGCCUCCUCUGGCUGAUCUACCGAAAGGAGGACUGGUUCAUGCAAUCCUAAAAAGAGACACAAGUCAUCCAGAACUCCAACAGCUAUGGGACAGGAUGCUUAAUUCCAGCCUUCCUAAUGCCACUUCAGUCUUGGCAGCUUUUAACAACACACUACUGGUUGAUCAGUCAAUGGAGUCUGUUUGGGAGUCAGUGAACAUCCUGAAAAAAUCCCUAUGCAGUUUCUCCAUGACUGGCAUGAAUAUAUCAGCCAGUACCCUGGAUCCAUAUACGCAAGGCCUAAUAAACUUCUGUAGCUCCAACGACACGGUUCUAGAGUCAUCUUUAUUUACCAUGAACCAGGUAUUGACCCAAUGGCUGCUCAGUAACACAACAGAGGUAGUGGAAGUUGUUGGUGGAACUGUCAUGGUCAUGGAUAGACUUCAGCAGGAGUCUUCAGUUUGGGACUUCUUACUUGGCCUGCGGGAUGUCUUCCUGAAGCCCACAGAUGAAGAGGUGCUGCAAGCUGGAGUAGGAGAGCUGGAGAAUCUUAAGACUGCCUUGACCUUCCUCCAAGCGAGUUUUCCUCAGGCCAACAUCUCAACUUCUCUACCACAACCUGUCAUCAACAACGCCAUAGACAUUCUCACAUACUUGGCUGCUUGGAAAGGCAGAGAUACAUAUGUCAAACUGACUGAUGUAAUGAGCCCAAGCAGCAUUGUUCUUCUCAGCUCAGACAUGAAGGACCUUAUCAGCCAAAUCCAGAUUCCUCUCGACAAGAUUGCUGUGCUGUUCGCUGAAGAAGCCUUUCGCACUUUUUUGUGUGACCAAAACAUCACUGCCUCCUAUUGUUUGAGUUGGGAUGUGAGCCAGGUGUUUCAAGGGAUAGAUACGUGGAAGGUUGCUGAACAGGUACUGGUCGUCUGGAGUCAGAGCUCUGCCACAGCAGAUCUGGGCUUCUCUAAGCAGGUCUUCAGCAGUCUGCUGGGUCUAAUAUAUCCAUCAAGCUUGGAUUCUUUUCUCAAGCACAGCAGAUCCCAGCGCAGCAGUGAUGCUCAGCCACAGAGCCUAGUAGAACAAUUAAUCUUUGGAUUGGGCAGCACAGCACUUGAUUUUCUACAAGGCAUCCCAGGCUGGGAGUACAUUCAGACAUUCAUGAUGGGGGGCUUUUCAUCUAUGCAGGUGGCAAGAGUUGCAAUGGAAGCGCAGCUACCUAUCAUUGAUGUGGUUCUGAAGGAUGCCAAGUAUGUCCAGGAGGUCUUCCUUUUUCUAAUGCGGAAUGAGACAUUUGCUAAUGCCUGGACUGAGUAUGCUAUGGACUCUGUUGUGCAAACCGUGUCCAUGAUUCUACAGGGAAACACGAGCUGCGCAGACCUUUCUGCUCCUUGGGCUUGGAUGUCAAAGUACAGCUCUAUAGACAUUCAGUUGUGGAGUACUCUGCUUUGUUCUGGGAGUGAUACAAAACUUGAGCAAAUCUUGCUAACAGCACUUUUGCCUGUAAUUCAAAAGGGCCAACAGUUGGUCGAUGUUCUGAAUGGAACUGUUAUGUACAACGUGACACCCUCCACACUUAUGGCAGAGUGGCACAGUCUUUACACAACCUACAUUCAGUAUGCCAAUUCCGCCCAGAAACUGCAGACUGACCUUAAUGAGGAGUAUUUUGCCGCUUGGAUCCCAGGGAACAUUUCAGCUAGUUUGUUCCAAAUUCUGUCGACCAGAGGUACUGUGGAGUUUGAGAAUUUGGGUUCUCUGCUUGAGGAGAGUUAUCUGUGGCCCUCCAUUGAACCAUAUUUUCAUGUGGCUUAUUGGAUUUUGACAUACCAGCCUAACGCCACUGCAUCAUCAAACUGCACCCUUACUUCAUCUAACCUGACAUGUCAGACCGGAUUUAACUGGAAAGAAAUAGCUCCACUGAUUCAGUCUUUGAUAUCUGAAGUGUCAAGAGAACCUGACAGCCUUCUAAGACCUCUUCAGGGAACUGUGGAUUUCCUCCAAAACAGUUACAUGGCACUUCUGCAGCAAGUCAUUGCUAAUGGCUUACCUGACCAGCAGUAUGGUACUGACCUUCCAAUACAAGACAUGCUGCUGAAUCUCAUUAAUACAGUUGAAAAAGAUAUUCAAUUCCUCACCACCAUUGAGUCUGCACAGCAGUUUGACACUCAGCUCUCACUUACUCUGUUAAAUGACAUCAUGGCGGCUCUUGGACUGGGAAGCAUAGAUAACUUGUCGGGAGGUUUCCAAAAUAUCACCACACCCCCUUUAAUCAUGAAUGUCCUUGAGCUCUUGCAAAAUAAGUCCGUCCAGAUGCUCAAUGGUGAGCAGAGUUUUGCAGUUCUUCAAACAGUUUUGAGCCAACUUGGAGCCAUCUUGCCUAUAGAGCAGCAGCAGCAGUUAGAAUCAGGGCUAAAUAAAACAUAUACCCUCAUUGGAGAUUUGGAGAUCUGUUCCACUCUUGGUCAGGACUGUGUUGCUAAUGUGCAGAAUGUAUUUGAUUUACUUGGUGCAAUGCUUGCAUUUGAAAAUAAUAUCACCAUCCCGGUCACACCUCUUGAGGGUAACAUGACCCUCCCUUUUGCAGUUGAUGUGCUUGAAUUGUUCUUGCCUUGGAACAUGUCCCAACCAGCAGAAACCUCUAUGGAAAUUGUAAGGAAGCUUCAACAUCUUCUUGAGCAGGCUUAUGCUUCUCCGUUUUUCAACAUCAGUCAAGGUCUACAAGGUUCCAAUCUCACCACUUUUGACUUAGAACAAGUCAUCUCUGUAAUUCAGAACAUUCAGUCAGCAUCUAUACUGCAGACUCUAAAUAUGUCAAUUCAGAUCUCACAAUGCCUGAACACUCAAACACCAGGGGAUCCUGCCAGUGAAAAGUCUAAAUGUGUCCUUCAGCUCAUUCAGAAUGCUGUUGGUUUACUUGAAAUGCUACCUGUGUCAGAAAACAUUCAAACGACUCUUAAGGACUGGCUUAAUAUCACUGCAGUGGAGUAUCAGAAGCUAAAUGACAUGCCCAGCUCUGAAUCUGACCCAUAUGCAUUGACCGAGGAAAUUCUGAUAGCAACACUAUCAGCUAUCAGACAAAACCUUCAGGGUCUCAAUGCGGAGAAUGUCACUGAUAUUACAAAUGAGCUCAAUGUUCUGGAAGAUCUAAUGACAAAGCUAUUCAGAGAACAGUAUCCGUAUCACACCAUAAACUCAACAUUGAUGGAGCAGGGGCAGUAUGCACAGAAAAUGUAUGGAGAGAUCGCAAUGUGGUAUCUAAACAAGCUUGGAAAUUCCACCAAUAAUAGUAGUAUGCUGGUCGAGAUUCUCCAUCAACUGAUACUUAUAACAGAAUUGCAGAUGGAACUCCAGAAUACAGAGGCAGAUAUGGUGACGCUUGCAAUGAAUGAGAUACAGAACUUGACCCAUGUGCAGCUUCCUCUGGAGGGUGAGGAUCUUGUACAAAUUGCCAAUGCAAUUAUGGCCAUUCUGAAAGGUGAGCUGGCACUGAUGAAAGAGCAGCUCAAGAUUCAACAGGCAUUCUAUAAUUAUCUUGGCUCCCAAGUGAACAUUAGCAUUCCUGCUGAAAUCGAGGCUCAGAUCAUGACAUACAUCUACAUUACAAAGGACACAAUCACUAACCCACAAGUGAAGACAGCACUUGGCAAAAUAUUGCAAUGGAAGAUUAGCUCUCUGAAUAUCACAACACUUGGAAUGGACCUUGGGCAGCUUCUUCAAGCCAUGAUUCCCCUGCUCCCUCCAAAUGAGUAUCUUGCUGUUGUUGAGCAGAUCUCCCAGAAUGUAAACCAUGCUCUAAUGUUGGCUAGCAGUGAUGGUGUCCAAAAUGAAAAGUUCAUCGAAUCCAUCGUUAGUGCUGUAGGAAUGGAGCUGGAGAGUAUAGCAAAUGAGACUGGAGCUCUACAUCAGGAUGUGGUGGUCGAUAUUCUUGAUGCUUUUAAAGGCUUCCUUGAGUUGAUCCUCACCCCAGAUAUGAGCUUUGCUCAAAAUAACAACCUCACACAAGAGACUGUUAAGAAGGUUGAAGGACUGGUUCUUGCCCUUUUGCCAGCAGAGGCUGCUGAGGUGUUGGUUCCCAUCACCAACAGCAUUCUCACCUAUUUGAAAACCGUCUCAGAGCCAGGAGGUCUGAAUUACUGGAAUGACCUCAUUAUCAGUGUGAUGGGGGAACUUCAAAAUACUUUGCCAUCAAACAACACAGCUCAGCCCACAGUAUCCAUGUUGAUAAAGGUCCUAGAAAUGGUUAUUGGUUCAAAUGGGGGCAACAUGACAAAGGACUGGAUCAUUAACCAACAGUUGGCAAUUGCACUUGACACAAUCUUUCAGGGGAAUGUUAGCUAUGAAGAACUUGCAAACGCUGGGGUGAAUGUUUAUCAGCUUUUGGAAGCAUUAGUCCCCUUACUCUCCCCUGAGGACCAAGCCUUUCUUGCUAUUGCUGAGCAGGUGGCUCAGACAGUUUUUGCCACUGAUGGAGGUCUUCAAAAUGAAAACUUCACAGAAGCCAUCAUCAACAGUAUCAAGGUGGUUCUGGAGAGUUUGUCGAAUGAAACCGGAACUCUAUCUCAGGAUGUGGUGGAGAAUAUUCUUGGUGCUUUUAAUGGUUCUCUUGAGCUGAUCCUGAACCCCAGUUUGAGUUACUCCCAACUUAACAGCCUCACACAAGAAAUCAUUGGGAUGGUAGAGAAAGCAGUUAGUGCCCUUUUACCAGACGAGGCAGCUGAGGUUUUGGUUCCAAUCAAAAACACAUUAUUAACCUACCUGAAUAACACUUCCCAACCUGCUGGAUUUGAUCAAUGGAGUAAACUCAUCCUAAAUGUUAUGACAGAGCUUCAGAAUUCCCUGCCGUCAAACAACACAGCUCAGUCCGUCAUAUCAACGAUCGUCAAAAUCACAGAAGUUCUUCUGGGCUCAAACGAUGGCAACAUGACAAAGGACUGGAUCAUCACUCAACAACUGACAAUGGAUCUUUCUGCGAUUUUCCAAGGGAAUGGUAGUUUUGAAGAUCUUGCAACAGCUGGGGUAGAUCUUGACCAGCUUUUGCAAGCCCUGGCUCCCUUACUCACCCCUGAGGACAAUGCCAUCAUUGCUGUUGCUGAACAGCUGGCUCAGAUAGUAAACUACGCUGGCACUGAUGGAGGUCUCCGAAGUGAAAACUUCACAGAAGCCAUCAUCAACGCUGUCAAGGUGGUUCUGGAGAGUUUGUCUAAUGAAACUGGAGCUCUACCUCAGAAUGUGGUGAACAAUAUUCUUGGUGCAUUUAAUGGCUCACUUGAGCUGAUCUUGAAUCCCAAUAUGAGCUAUGUUGAACUUAGCAACCUCACACAUGAAAUUAUUGGCAUGGUAGAGGAAGCAGUUAAUGCCCUUUUUCCAGAAGAGGCAGCGGAUGUAAUGGUUUCAAUCAAAAACAUAAUUUUAACCUUCUUGAAUAGCACCUCCCAACCUGCUGGAUUUGAUCAAUGGAGUGAACUCAUCACAAAUGUUAUGACAGAGCUUCAGAAUUCCCUGCCAUCAAACAACACCGCUCAGCCCAUCAUAUCAAUGAUCAUCAAAAUCACAGGAGUUCUUCUGGGCUCAAAUGAUGGCAACAUGACAAAGGACUGGAUCAUAAACCAACAACUGACAAUGUCGGUUUUUGCAAUUUUUCAGGGGAAUGCUAGUUUUGAAGAUCUUGCAACAGCUGGGGUAGAUCUUGACCAGCUUUUGCAAGCUCUGGCCCCCUUACUCACUCCUGAGGACAAUGCCAUCAUUGCUGUUGCUGAACAGGUGGCUCAGAUAGUAAACUACGCUGGCAUUGAUGGCGGUCUCCAAAAUAAAAACUUCACAGAAGCCAUCAUCAACACUAUCAAGGUGGUUCUGGAGAGUUUGUCUAAUGAAACCGCAACUCUAUCUCAGGAUGUGGUAGAGAAUAUUCUUGGUGCUUUUAAUGGUUCACUUGAGCUGAUCCUGAACCCCAAUAUGAGUUACUCUCAACUUAACAGCCUCACACAAGAAAUCAUUCGGAUGGUAGAAGAUGCAGUUAAUACCCUUUUACCAGAAGUGGCAGCUGAGGUAUUGUUUCCAAUCAAAAACAUAUUUUUAACCUACCUGAAUAACACUUCUCAACCUGCUGGAUUUGAUCAAUGGAAUGAACUCAUCAUAAAUGUGAUGACAGAGCUUCAGAAUGCCUUGCCAUCAAAUAGCACAGCUCAGCCUACUGUAUCCAUGCUUCUAAAGGUCCUCAAUAUUAUUAUGAGUCCAAAUGAAAGCAACUCUACAAUGGAAUGGAUCAUUACUCAACAACUGACGAUGGCACUUUCUGCGAUUUUCCAAGGGAAUGCUAGUUUUGAAGAUCUCGCCACAGCUGGGGUAAAUCUUGACCAGCUUUUGCAAGCCCUGGCCCCCUUACUAACACCUGAGGACAAUGCCAUGAUUGCUGUUGCUGAACAGAUGGCUCAGAUAGUAAACUACGCUGGCAUUGAUGGAGGUCUCCAAAGUGAAAACUUCACAGAAGCCAUCAUCAACACUAUAACGUUGGUUCUGGAGAGUUUGUCUAAUGGAACUGGAGCUCUACCUCAGGAUGUGGUGAACAAUAUUCUUGGUGUUUUUAAUAGUUCACUGCAGCUCAUCCUGAACCCUAAUAUGGACUGCAAAGAAGCCAGCGGCCUCAUACAGGAGACUGUCCAGAUGCUUCAGGGAGUGAUUCCUACCCUUUUGCCACAAGAGGUGGAAUAUAUUUGGGUUCCUUUCACAAAUGGCAUACCAACCUGUUUUAAAAACAUCACCCAACCUGACAACUGGGAUGAAGUAGUUAUAAAUGUGAUGAAAGAACUUCAGUCUUCUUGGCCAUCAAACAACACAGCUCAGCCCAUCAUAUCUGUGUUGCUGAACUUCAUGGAACUGGUUCUGAGCUCGAAUGAAAGCAACAUGACAAAUGAUGGAAUCAUAAACCAGCAGCUGACAAUGGCACUUACUGGAAUAUUCCAGGGAAAUGUUACCUCUGUAGAUCUUGUACCAACUGGAAUGGAUCUUAAUCAACUUUUAGAAGCUUUGUCACCCUUGCUGUCCCCUGAGGACAGAGCUUACCUCACUAUUGCUGAGCAGGUGUCUCAGAAAGUAAACUACGCUCUACAGUUAGCUGGUGCUGAUGGUGGUCUUCAAAGUGAAAAUUUCACAGAUGCCAUGAUCAGUGUUGUGGGGGUGAUUCUGGAAAGCAUUUCUAAUAAAACUGGAGCUCUACCUCAGGAUGUGGAGGACAAUAUUCUUAGUGCGUUUAAUGGUUCACUUGAGAUGAUCCUGAACCCCAAUAUGAGCUACGCUCAACUUAACAGCCUCACACAAGAGAUUUUUGUUAUGGUAGAGGAAGCAGUUAAUGCCCUUUUACCAGAAGAGGCAGCUACAGUGUUGGAUCCCAUGAAAAAAAUCAUUUUAACCUACCUGCAGACCAUCUCCCAGUCUUCUGGACCUGACAAAUUCAAUGAAGUCAUUGUGAAUUUGAUGAGAGAGCUUCAGAGUUUCCUGCCAGCCAACAACACAGCUCAGCCCGUCAUAUCUGUGAUUCUUAAGGUCACAGAGUAUAUUAUAAACUCAAAUGCAGGGUACACAAACAUCUGGGACAACUUGGGCAACUUCAGUCUUGGCAACCUAAAUGAAAUAACUGAACAGCUUUCAGUUUUAGUGGGUUUUGUGUCACAAUCAAUGAACGAUUCGUCUCAGAUGAUCACAGAAUCCGUUGCCGUUUUGGUCCAGAUCCUCUCUGGAACUGCUGACCAGAUGACUUUUGACAAGUUGGAAGAGCUGCUGGCUGCUCUGUUUUCAUCCUUUAAAGGCACACCAAUGUGGGUUUCAUUACCAUCUAUUAUGUCCACAAUUCAAGAAGCCAUUGUCGUCGGUGCUAAUAACAUGCAGGCAGAAACAGAGUUCUUCCACAGUCUCCAGCAGCCAUUGUCCAGCCUUUUGUCUGAUAUUUUCGAUGUUACGAACACAAGCCGUUUCAAUGCUCCCUCUUUUGUUGGUGAACUGCCACAGGCUCUUGUGUUGACUACCGAAGCUGCUCUACAGGCUGGUUUGAAGGGUCAAAGCCUGAACUGCAGCUACGUGCAGCAAAUAUGGCAGGAUGUUGAAGUCGCCGCUGGAAUAAACGAAGACACCGUUGCUUUAUGGUGUAACAUCACCCUACUGCCAGCCAUAGCAGCCUUCAGUAUUCCAGAUUUGACUCCAGCCUUCAAUCUGACAGGAAUGGAGAUAAACAUCACUGCUGGAAUGAUAGCAGGGUCACUGGAGACUUUCUAUGGAGCGAUUCUGAACAAUACCUUUGCUAGCAAUCACCUAACAGAAGUCCUGCUGUAUUACACAUCAACACUAUAUAACGUCUCAUUGUCAGAAUUAACAAACCAGGUUGACUGGAAUUCCCAGCUUUUCCAAAUGCAGCUAUACAACAGCCUCUCUACAGUUCAAAUGGCUCUGAACCAAAUUACAACAGAAGCUCCAUGGAUAGCACCAUACAUCGAAGCAAUUGGAAAAACCAUUGAGGUCAUACAACAGAAUGGCAACCUCUUCCAGAACUCAAAUGCAAGCGCUCAGAUCAUCAUCAUGCAGGCUCUAGAGAUCACACUCACCGGAAUGAAUUUUACACAGGAAACCAUUAAUUAUAUACUGAGUGGAGACAUAUUUAUGAACCCCAAUGGCAUCACGGUUGACGGUUUAUUAAAAGAGGUGAUCCAGCAAAUCAUUGCUUCGGGAUUGCUGGGAGACUGGCCUUCUCUUAAUGGAGUAGUGCAGCAGAUACUGUACUUGGACAAUACAACUGGCAUCCUAUGCAGGAUGACGGAAUUGGUCAACUGGAUGUUCACUUCUGAAGAUACUGGGUUAAACUUUGUCUUAGAGAUGCUGCCUAGGAUGUAUGAGAUUAUAAGAGAUGCCUUAACCAACAUCCCAUUGUCGUGCUUCUCAAGUACGUUUUUCGACCUUGCUGGGAAUGCUUUGUACAUGCUGAGGCAGAUCAAACUAACCAGUGACCUCUUCGCCCCUGCGGAGCUAUAUCUAAACCCACUAAACAUGCAAAUUGCUCAGGGUGACACCCUGCAAGGUCUUGUUUCCCAAUCACGAAACAACAGAACAUAUGCAAUACAAAGAGAGCCGAUAGAUGACUUUCUUGAUCUUCUAGACAUCAACUACCAAACCCUACUUCAAGUGCUCUCAAUUCCGCCUACCAGCUUUGAAAUUCUUGAAACGGCUCACGUGUUCUUUACGAAUCCAGAUUUGGGAGUCAUCCUGAAGGGUCUUUCUGCAGGAAUGAAUGGAACCACGAGUCAAGAGGAGACCAUUGACACUGCUCUAAAUGUGUUGUCUUACUUGACACUUCCAAGCAAUGGACUGCAGUUCCUUGAGAUGUUCAUGAACAUCAGUAGCAAUGGAUGGGGUUUGCAGGACUUUGCUAAUAUACAGAAGCUGGUAGAGAACCUUGGAGGAAUGAUUGACACGGCAAUGCUGCUGUCCAACCAGCCGUCUCUAAACAUUGCGCAAAGAAUCCAGCAGAUGGCCCAAGAAUUUCAAGCUUCAGUCUCAGACAUCGUCUCACAGGGAGGAAAUGGCACCGACACCACAAUUCAAUUCCUCACCGCGCUCAACAACAUCCUCACCCAGAACUUUGAGCAAAUCAAGAACAUCACCCCUCAGGUCACUGACAUCCUACAAAAUAUAAUUGGCUCAUUUUCCAGUCCAGGUUCACAGAUGAAUGUGGAAACCUAUUUGGAAGCCUUGGAUCAAACUGUUGGAGCCUUCGCCUCGCUCCUCUCUGGAGAUGUAGUGGCGUAUUUUAACAUGUCUGGACAAAUGCUGCAAGCCUUUGCAUUGCUUGAGGCAUAUCCCGAAGACAUCGAAAAAGUCACUAGGUCUACCGUCAUGAUUUCUGACUCCCUAAUCCAGCUCCUUGGCCUCUCAAACAUUUCAGCUCUUCCCAACGGACAAUCUGUUGAAGAGGUCACCCGUCCCCUUAUUCUGAGCAGUGCUGUAGCAACCCACAUCCUAUUCAACCUCUCCAGGUCAAACUACAGCCUGAGCAGCAAUGUUGAGAAGGAUAUGCUUUUGACCCAGACGUUCAAUCAGAUGAUGGGUGUUCUCCCAGGGGAAUCUCACGUGUACCUCUUUGCUAUCAAAUCAGCUCUUUUCGAUGCCCUCUCCAAUGUAUCUAGCACUUCAGAAAUUCAAUCUCACUUUCCAGAAAUCUCUCAAAUAGUUACACAAUCUCUUCUUAACUCCCUGAACAUUACAUAUGAUCCGAAAUCCAUGACUCCAGAUGGCAUUGUUUACAUCUUGAUGACCGUAUCCAAUCAAGUGUCCAUGAGUCUCUACGAGGGGCUUAUGUUAAAUGGAUCCCCCUUGCAAAUCUCAGAAGUGGUCAACUCUUUAAAUGAGGUUGCGUUCACCCUUUACUCAAUAUUGCCUGUUGAGGGAAGGAUGUACAUCAAUAUCACGCUCAACCUCAUGGAGACAUUGGAUUUCGCUCUUAAUGACAACAAUACCUUUGGGGAUUUGGAAGGCGCUGUUUCUCAGGUUGUCAAUUCUGUCAACGUGCUCCUGGACAUGGUGCCUCACAUCAACACAAGCUAUUCCAGCAGCAUAAUAGGUGACCUAGAGCAAACCCUGAAGACAAUCUUAAUGAUCAUCCAAGCAGACCAAAGCCCUGUCAGCCAAACAGCUGAUAUUACCCAGCAGCUGCUGCAAACCAUCCAAAAUCUCAUCACAUUGGGCAAUAGCAGCAGUGUGGAGCCUGAACUCGCCAAAAUAGUGCUGGGUGCUGCUAGCAAUGAUAUUGACCCUCUGCUGGGGAUGAAUGACACUAACUGGACAGACAAGCUUUCUGUGCUGGUGACAAACUUUGCUAAUAGCCUUCCGGAUGACCUUCCGUAUUCUUCUUUUAUUAAGACCACCAUGAGAAGUCUGGCCAACGAGUCCCAAGAAAAUCUGCAUCUGCUACUGCAAGUACUAAACACUAGCUUGGAAUUUGUCUCAGCCAACGGGGCAAAUGGAAGUUCGAGUCAGAUACUGGACAGCCUUUUAACUCAGGUUUGUGCUCUGGAAAACAUGACGUCUGUGCAGCAGAUCAGUCAGUUUCUACCUCUGGGCCCCAGAUUACUUUGCGACACUGUUGUUCCAGCAGUCCAAGCGGUCUAUGUGCUCACAACCAGCUUGGGGAACCAUAGCGUCAACAUCUAUGAUCUGAUUUUCCAGACGUUUAUUGGAGACCUGAGCACUUACAACACUGGAGUGGACUGGACAUCAAUUCUCUCUCAAAUUGUGGGCUUCAACGUCUCCUCUCUGAAAACUAUUAGUAUCAACAUUACCUCUCCAGCUGAAGUGAAAGUUUCAGAGCUGCUGAAAAACACAACACUGUUUGUUGAGGAUGUGGAGCGCUACACAAGCUUUCCCCCUGGCGUUCUGCAGACUGUGCUAGAUUCCCCUUUACCCAGCAGCAACAUGCAGAUCUUGGUGUGGUUGGCAAACCUGCAGCAGUGUUCAGACCCCUCGUCUCUGCAACUAGACCCUGCAGGGCAGGCAAUGUUCAGUGCCUUCUGUGAUCUGUCAGAUGACUGGUACACCAUCAGCAUUCUCUUCCUUCGCCACAUGGACACCAAGGCUAUUUUAUUCAGGCUGAUGUUGUCCCAAGAUAUUCAGGAUUUGGUGGCAACUAUGCUAGAGAUGGUUAAGUUUUUGACAAACAUGAUGAACAAACUGGUACCUGCCAUUAACAAGCUACAGGAAUACCUGACAAACAUAGGACAGCUGAACCUGGUGGCCAAUCAAGAGUUCCAUGGUCUGGUGAGAGGAAAGCGGUCCACCAUAUCUAGCAAGGCCACCUUUAACACCCUCUCUCGUGCUUUGUGCAAAAACGGCAUCCUGACACUGUUUGCCAUCACCAAAGUCCCAAUCGUGACCGCAGCCGAUCCCUCCGUCCAGUCAGACCACAAGAGAGAAGAGCUCAUAGAGAAGUUCAAGAUCCCACACGAUGCCAGUCCCUUCUGUAUGAGCCUGUUCUUAGACAUGGUGAACACUACAGGCGGUGCGGUGGCUUGGGCUUUCCUUAAGCCAAUGCUGUUAGGACAGAUCCUGUACUCUCCGGACACACCAAUGACCAGAGAGAUCAUGAGAAAGUCAAAUUCCUCACUUCACCAGUUUGGUGACCUAAAGCUGUAUGCGUCCGAGUGGAUCGAGUCAUCGUCCUAUGUGCUGCAGUCUGCCAACAUUUUGACACAAACCUUGCCGAUACUUAAGAAUUCCCUGAACAGUCCUUUUGUCCAAAACUUCAUUCGGACUCAGACUGGAAUUGACGUUUCAGGAAUGAGUGCAACUCUCAACCAAUUCUCGAACAUGACAGUCCUGUUAGAGAAAAACAAGUUUAUCAUGGACCAGAUCACCACCCUCUCUGUGCUCAUGAUGAACCUCUCCUCCUGUGUCAACUUCGACCGAUACCGAGGCUUCAACUCUACUGAUGAACUCGACAAGCAAGCCGAAAAACUGGCUCAAAACCGUGAGCUGUAUGCCAGCAUUAUUUUCAAACUUCCCAAGGAGAACUCCAGCAGCCUGCCACCAAACAUCGACUACACCAUACGCAUGAACAUCGAGAAUGUCAUGCGCACAGACCGUGCACGCAAUCCCUUCUGGGUGAAAGAUGCCUACAUAUCGGCAACCAGAACCCAGCGGUACAGCCGAGGCUUUGUGUACCUGCAGGAAAGCAUCGAGAGGGCCAUCAUCGAAAUGCAGACGGGUAAUGCCAUGGAUGGGCCCGCGGUCCAGAUGCAGGCAUUCCCUUAUCCCUGCUACUAUAAGGACGAAUAUCUCAACAGCAUCGCGUUUGCCUUCCCAAUGGCGCUCAUGAUUUCCUGGGUGCUGUUUAUUGCACACUUUGUCAAGAAACUAGUGCACGAGAGAGAGCUGCGUCUUCACGAGUACAUGAAAAUGAUGGGGGUCAAUCCCAUCAGCCACUUCUUUGCCUGGUUAAUUGAGAGCGGUGCGUUCCUGUUGGUGACCGUCAUCAUCCUCACCAUCAUUCUGAAGGCUGGCGGGAUCCUUCCUCGCAGCGAUGGAUUUGUGCUCUUCCUCUACCUCUGCGACUACGGCUUCAGCGUCCUCGCGGUCAGCUUCCUGGUCAGCUCCUUCUUCGAUAAGACCAACAUCGCCGGGCUGAGUGGCAGCCUUAUCUAUGUCAUCUCUUUCUUCCCCUUCAUUGUGCUGAUCCACUUGGAGGACAACCUCUCCUUCUCUGUGAAGAGCGCUCUGAGUCUCUUUUCUCCGACAUGCUUCAGUUAUGCCAGCCAGUACAUCGCCCGCUAUGAAAAGCAGGAAGAAGGCAUCCAGUGGAGCAACAUGUACAUCUCUCCUCUGGCUGGCGACACCUCCUCCUUCGGCUGGCUCUGCUGGCUGCUCUUAAUUGACUCGCUUGUAUAUUUCAUCAUUGGGAUUUACAUCCGCAUGGUCUUUCCAGGAAAGUAUGGCAUCGCUGUACCGUGGUAUUUCCCAGUAACUAAAUCCUUCUGGACGGAUAUGUUCAGCUGUUGUAGCAAGACACCUAAGAAAAUAGGGAGAGGGCUGCUGUUUACCAACAUGAUGCAGGACCAAAGCAGCAUGAACAAGAGCAAAGGAAAAGGUAGCUUGGUGGCUAAAGGAGAAGAAGACUUCUCAGGGUUGCCCGUUGGAGUCUCACUGUAUGGCCUGACGAAGACCUACGGCAAGAGGAAUGCUGUAGACAACCUAAACCUGUCUUUCUAUGAGGGACACGUCACCUCUCUGCUGGGUCACAAUGGAGCUGGAAAAACCACCACUAUGUCACUUUUGACUGGAUUGUUUGCACCCACUGUCGGCACCAUUGAGGUCUACGGGAUGGAUAUGCAGAUGUUCAUAGAUGAUGUGCGCAAGGAGAUGGGCGUCUGUAUGCAGUAUGACGUCCUGUUCGACCAUCUGACCACUAAAGAGCAUCUGUUACUGUACGCUCAGAUCAAAGCUCCUCAUUGGACCAAGCAAGAAGUGAAGGAACAAGUGCACAAAAUCCUAAUGGAAACAGACAUGCAUGCCCACCGGCACAAGCGUGUUGGCACUCUGUCAGGAGGCAUGAAGAGAAAGUUAUCCAUCUCCAUUGCCUUCAUCGGAGGCUCGCGGCUGGUGGUGUUGGAUGAGCCGACCACCGGCGUAGAUCCAUGUUCCCGACGCAGUAUCUGGGACAUUAUCAUACAGCACAAACAAGAGCGUACCAUCAUUCUUUCCACACAUCACCUGGACGAGGCUGAAGUUCUCAGUGACCGCAUCGCUUUUCUGGAGCGCGGAGGCCUCAAGUGCUGCGGUUCACCCUUCUAUCUCAAAGACAAACUCGCUAAAGGAUACAACCUCACCCUCACUAAGAAGGUCGAGACUGCCGACUCAAAGGAGAAGUUUGACUAUGAGAAACUCAGGGAUUUCAUUCAUUCGCACCUACCUGAUGCCCGACAGAAGGAUAGAGAGAUGGGUGAUCUAGUCUAUGCCUUGCCACCGUACACCCCUCAAAACGCCUCUGAGUACCACUCUCUGCUUAACAGCCUGGAUCAGAAUCUGGACAAGCUUCACCUAGGCUGCUAUGGCAUCUCUGACACCACCCUGGAAGAGGUGUUCCUGCAGUUGACUCGAGAUGACCUCGAGCCCAAAGAAAGUGAAACCUGGUCUGUAUCAGAGUCGGUUAUAGAGAAUGACAUGUUCGCCUCAAGAGACAGUCUUUCUGAAGACUGCAACAGCAUGUACCUUGGAGAGAAAGCCAGCCUCACAGGGAACUCGACGGUGCGUGGAUUUGCUUUGGGUGUUCAGCGUGUGAUAGCCAUGUUGCUGAAGCGCGUGCAUCACUCUAGGAGGGACUGGAAGGGGCUUUUCUCUCAGGUGCUGUUGCCUGUACUCUUUGUAAUUGCUGCCAUGGGCUUGGGCUCCAUCAAGAGUGAUCUUCAGCAUUUUCCUGAGAUUGUGCUCUCUCCUGCGCUCUACCACGUUGAUGAACAGUACGCCUUCUUCAGCAAUCAAAAUCCCAACACCAGCCGUCUUGUCGACACCAUGAUGUCCUAUCCAGGCAUAGACCACGUGUGCAUGACAGACCCCACAGAUCCUGUUUGUAAAGGAAGACCUUCGACAGGAAGUCAGACGUGGGUCUCCGGAGGCAACAGCUCUGCUACAUUUACCACCUGCAAGUGUAGCAACCAAGUGCAGUCAUGUCCGGCACAGGGUUACGAUCCACCUCGCAAAAGAUGUCCAUCAUCCCAGAUCGUCUAUAACCUUACGGGCGUCAACAUUGAAAACUACCUGCUGGCUACUGCCAAUAACUUCAUCAGAGACAGAUAUGGAGGCUGGGAGUUUGGAAAGCCUCUUCCCAUUGAUCUUAAGAUGGACAUGUUAGAUGUGCCAGCAAACAGAACCCUUAGUAAGGUUUGGUAUAAUUCAGAAGGUCACCACUCUAUGCCAGCCUACCUCAACAGCCUUAACAACUUUUUCCUGAGAUCCAGUUUGCCACCUGAGAAACGAUAUCAAUACGCUAUUUCCAUAUCCAGCCAUCCUUACCCUGGCCAAGUGCAAGACGAGGAUCUCAUGGUGGGCGGUCUGGUCAGCAUCCUGGUUGCGCUCUGUGUCCUCACUGGCUACUCCAUCAUGACUGCUAGCUUUGUCAUCUAUGAGGUUCAGGAACAUCACACAGGCUCCAAGAGACUACAGCAAAUCUCUGGCAUCAGCGAACCUUUUUACUGGAUCAUCAACUUCUUCUAUGAUAUGGCUCUAUACAUGAUUCCAGUGGUGCUGUCGGUGGUGAUGGUCGCAGCAUUUCAGCUCCCAGCCUUCACAGAGAGACAGAACCUUGCCGCGGUCACACUCCUACUGGUGCUAUUUGGAUUUUCCACCUUCCCUUGGAUGUACCUUCUAUCCGCGAUGUUCAAAGAUACAGAGAUGGCUUUCAUUGGUUAUGUUUGCAUCAAUCUCUUCAUCAGUGUCAACACCAUCAUUUCCACAUCCAUCAUAUACUUCCUCGGUCAGCUCAACCAGAAUGACCAGAGCAUCCAGAAUAUCUACCAAACCAUGAGCAACAUAUUUCUAGUCUUCCCUCAGUUCAGCUUUGGCAAUGGGUUGAUGGAGCUGGCACGGGUUGACAUGCAGGUGCAGAUCUUGAGCGGUUUUGGAGUGGAUGCCUACAAGAACCCCUUCAGCAUGGAUGUUCUGGGCUGGAUGUUCAUUUCCAUGUUCCUGCAGGGCUUCAUCUGCUUCACGCUCCGCCUGCUGCUUAACAAGACACUCCUUCGCAAAGUCAGGCGGUUAUUCUGCUGGAAGAGGAAUGCUGUUCAGAGUUAUAGUCCUAAUGAAGAUGAAGAUGUGCUGGAUGAACGUCUGCGUGUGGGCCGUGGAGAUGCAAGCUCUGAUAUUCUGCAGGUUAAUCACCUGACUAAGGUGUACCAAAACUUCAGCAAGAGGGUACAGGCGGUGAAGAGUCUGUCUGUGGGCAUCCCAGCUGGCGAGUGCUUUGGAUUGCUUGGAGUCAAUGGUGCAGGAAAGACCACUACCUUUAAGAUGCUGACGGGAGACAUCAGCCCUUCUGGCGGCUCGGCCAAGAUCCGUGACAUUGACGGGAGGAUGGUUGACAUCAUAGACUGCAGGAGAGAGGGCAUAAACAUUGGUUACUGCCCUCAGGUGGACGCACUGGAUGACCUUCUGACUGGGGAGGAACAUCUCUAUUUUUACGCCCGCAUCAGGGGCAUCUCCAAGAGGGACAUUAGCCAGGUUGUGAACUAUCUGUUGAAAAAAUUGCAGCUGAAUUACCACAGAAACAACACAAGCGAGAGCUACAGUUGCGGAACCCGCCGGAAACUCUCGACAGCCUUAGCCCUCAUCGGAAACCCUCAGAUCCUUCUCCUGGAUGAGCCCAGCUCUGGAAUGGACCCACGAUCCAAACGGCAUCUCUGGAAGAUCAUCUCUGAACAAGUGAUGGGCAAAUGCGCGGUGGUGCUGACAUCACACAGUAUGGAGGAGUGUGAGGCUCUUUGCACUCGUCUGGCCAUAAUGGUGAAAGGACAGUUCAGAUGCCUGGGUUCCCUACAGCACAUCAAGAACAGGUUCGGCAGCGGGUUCACGGUGAAGAUGUAUUUAACCGGAGCCUCCUAUGAUGUAGAUAUGAUCAGUAACUUCAUGCAGCAGAACUUCCCCGGCACGUGCCUGAAGGAUAAUCAUUCCAAUAUGGUGGAGUAUCAUGUGCCUGUUGCUCCUGGUGGUGUGGCUUCAAUCUUCAGCCUGUUAGAGUCCAACAAGACAGUUCUGCAAAUCAAACACUUUUCAGUCAGCCAGACCACGCUGGAUGAGGUGUUCAUUAACUUUGCGACGGCAAAAGUGGACACAGAUGGACUUGAGGCCACUGAAGGAUCCGACAUCGACAGCCUAGACUCCUUCAACACUUAAGACUGAUGCCCGACACUUGCACAUUAUGACAAUUAGCGAAGAAAAGAAAAUCAGUUAUAGCUUAUAUAUUAAUUUAAUGUUGUGAUUUUAAUGAAAGAUAUAUGUAUUGUAUUGAACAAUGAAGUCGCCAAAUACCUUGUGGAUUUUAAUUGAAGAUUAUUAUUAUUAUUAUUAUGAGGAAUUAUGUGUAAAUGACUCUCUUUCUGCUCUUAUACUGAUCAGCAUUAAAGGGACCAUUUAAUGGAAGUGGUGGGGUUAAGUAUGCAGAAAGUCUACUCUAGUUUACAUAGUUUACAUGCAAAUCCAUUAGCCGAUCAUUUGUCCUCAAACUAAUCCACUGCUGCUUCUUCUCCAACAAAAUGAAGGCAUUUAUUUAGUAAAUUAUUUGACGUUUUAUUAGCUCUACUACUAGAUAUAUAGGUACUGUAAUGGAAAUCUGAAUAAUUGACACGAACAACCAACAAUGUGUUACUGGUUGCAGAAUGAAAUAUGUAUGCGAGAAGUCCGUACUCUUAAACUGCCGGCCUGCAUCCAUGUCUGGGGUUGAUAUAAAUCACAAAGACCUUUUUGGCUCGGAGAUAUAAAUGAUUCUUCAAUGUCUGCACAUCUUCGCUCUCAUUAAUAUUUCCUCUGAAGGCACAUCUCUUGUGCAAGAAUGUACUGAAUAUUUCAUCGGCCCUUUCUCUGUCUGCUUCAAGGCACGGUUCCUCUUUUAAAAAAUGCACCAAGCUUAUUUUUACAUUAAAGCUAUUUUUCACAUGCA